AUGGUGCCUCUCUCACAACAUACCAGCCGCGAUACAUCGAUGUGGAUUGGCAUCAACCUCGCUGAUCCCAUCUUCCGCGGCCGUUACCAUGGCAAAUCAAGACACCCCGAUGACCUCCAGGGUGUCAUCGACAGAGCCAAAGAAGUAGGCUGCACCAAGCUCCUCAUAACCGGCUCCUCCUUCAAAUCCUCCCGUGACGCCCUCAAAAUAGCCUCCAAAUUCCCGAACGUGGUCUUCACCACAGCCGGAAUCCACCCCUGCUCCUCCUCCAUCUUCUCCCCCUCCCACCACAAACACCACGACGAGUCCCAAUCCGAGGACGAAUCCGCCGACCAGCACACCCCCGCCUGCGGGCCCGACCCAACAAAACCCAUCCUCGAUGGCGAAGGCGUCGACCACGCCCGCUCAGAAGUCAUCAUCUCCGACCUCAAAGACCUGAUCACUACCGCUCCGAAAAACAGCCUCAUAGCCUUUGGCGAGUUCGGCCUCGACUACGACAGACUCCACUACUGCUCAAAGGAAGUACAACUCCACUCCUUCGCCGCCCAGCUCAGACUCGCGGCGUCGCUCUCCCCUCAGUUACCGCUCUUUCUCCACUCCCGCGCCGCACACGGGGACUUUGUUCGUCUGCUCAAAGAUGCGUUUGGCCCUAGGCUUGAAAACCUGCAAAAGGGUGGUGUAGUCCACUCUUUUACUGGAACAAUAGAAGAGGCAAAAGAGCUGAUGGACCUGGGAUUGUACAUUGGCAUCAACGGGUGCAGUUUCAAGACCGUCGAAAACUGCGAGGUGGUCAAGCAAAUCGACCUGAGCAAAAUGAUGCUUGAGACGGAUGGUCCGUGGUGUGAGGUUAGGCCUACGCAUGAGGGGUGGAAGUAUCUGGUUCAGUUUGAGGAAGCUAGAAGAAAGGAAGAGGAGGAGAAGAAGAGGCUAGAGGAGGAGGAGAGGCAAAAGCAGGAAAAGAUCGAGGCAGAAAGAAAAGCGCAGGAGGAGCUGGAGAAGAAGGCUGCUGAGUUGGAGUUGAGGGGUGGUGUAGAGGGGGGCAAGGUUGGCAGGGAAGGGGAGAAGAAGAGACAGCGACAACCCAAGAAGCCUAAGCAGCAACAGCAGCCGCAGGGGAAGAAGAAUCAGAAGAAGGAAAGCGAAGUGCCUGAUCGGUUCAAGGUUGUCAAGAAGGAGAAGUGGGAGGAGGGGGCGAUGGUCAAGGGGAGGAAUGAGCCGUGCACCAUUGAGCGGAUUGCGAGGAUUGUGGCUGGGAUCAAGGGGGUGGGUGUGGAGGAGGUGUGUGAAGCUGCAUGGGAGAACACUGCCAAGGUGUUUGGUCCUUUUUGA
Podospora anserina S mat+ is the source of this 1329-nucleotide messenger RNA. RefSeq lists its product as uncharacterized. The transcript has 2 exons. The coding region runs from base 1 to 1329 and encodes 442 amino acids. NCBI's taxonomy places the organism in Eukaryota, Fungi, Ascomycota, Sordariomycetes, Sordariales, Podosporaceae. The record is from RefSeq and is a predicted model, not a curated record. Gene Ontology annotation, molecular function: 3'-5'-DNA exonuclease activity. Gene Ontology annotation, cellular component: cytosol.